Molecule: messenger RNA, 3592 nt
Organism: Scophthalmus maximus (turbot)
Lineage: Eukaryota; Metazoa; Chordata; Actinopteri; Pleuronectiformes; Scophthalmidae
Gene: supv3l1
Product: SUV3-like helicase
Exons: 16
Coding region: 153-2468 (771 amino acids)
Biological process (GO): mitochondrial RNA 3'-end processing; RNA catabolic process
Cellular component (GO): mitochondrial degradosome
Molecular function (GO): RNA helicase activity; ATP binding; hydrolase activity, acting on acid anhydrides
Source: RefSeq, a predicted model, not a curated record
AGACGGGUCCUUUCCCACGUUGUGUUAGCAGGAAGACAAUGGUUGACCGUCCUCUGCUGAAGCAGCCACAUCGCACUUGUUAGACCUAUGGAGAGUCACUGAGGAGCGUUUGGACGUUGGCCACAGACGGUGUCACCACAGGGGCUGUAACAAUGUCAGUUAACCGGUGUAUGUCUUUAUUUUCUCGGCUUCGGCCCCACGUUAACAGCCGCACUCCCCGCGUCACCGCUGGUGGCGGCGGUCGUUUGUCUGCGGGGUCUGGUUCGUCACACAGACAACAGCGGGCUGGUUCCGCCUCAUCGAGCAGCUCCCCCCCGAAAGGCCCGGACACUUCUCUGUUCGUCCCCGUCUCGGUGAGGACGGACCUCUCGGCGGAUGGGAGUGUGGGGGCAGAGCUGGCCCAGCCGCUGCAGAAAGAUAAACUACUGAAGCUUUUCAACCGGUUUUAUACGAGGAAGGAGAUGCAGAAGCUGGCAGCAGACCAAGGCCUGGAUGCUCGUCUGUUCCACCAGGCCUUCGUCAGCUUCAGGAAGUUUGCCCUGGAAGUGUCAACACUCCCCGCGGAUCUGCACAUCAUCCUCAGUGACAUCUGCUGUGGAGCAGGUCACAUAGAUGACAUCUACCCAUACUUCAUGCGUCACGCCAAGCAAAUCUUUCCCAUGCUGGAGUGUAUGGAUGACCUGAGAAAGAUCUCAGACCUCAGAGUCCCUGCCAACUGGUACCCUGAGUCUCGUGCCAUCCAGAGGAAAGUGAUUUUCCAUGCUGGUCCCACGAACAGUGGUAAAACCUACCAUGCCAUCCAGCGCUACCUGGCUGCUAAGUCUGGAGUCUACUGUGGUCCUCUGAAACUACUGGCCCACGAGAUCUUUGAGAAGACCAAUGAUGCUGGUGUGCCAUGUGACUUGGUUACAGGAGAGGAGAGGGCAAUUAUGGACACGGAGGGUCGAGCUGCCAGUCAUGUCGCCUGCACCAUUGAGAUGUGUAGUGUCACCACGCCUUAUGAGGUCGCUGUAAUCGAUGAGAUUCAGAUGAUCAGAGAUCCUGCCAGAGGCUGGGCCUGGACCAGAGCACUGCUGGGUCUCUGUGCAGAGGAGAUCCAUGUGUGUGGAGAGCCUGCAGCCAUCGACUUUAUCAGAGAGCUGAUGUACACCACUGGAGAGGAGGUGGAGGUGAACACCUACCAGCGUUUAACUCCAUUCUCAGUCUUGGAUCAGGCUUUGGAGUCUUUAGACAAACUGAGACCGGGAGAUUGUAUCGUCUGCUUCAGUAAAAAUGACAUCUACUCCAUAAGCAGACAGAUUGAGAUCAGCGGACAGGAAUGUGCUGUGAUUUAUGGGAGCUUACCUCCAGGCACCAAGCUGUCACAGGCCAAGAAGUUCAAUGACCCGGAUGACCCCUGCAAGAUCCUAGUUGCUACCGAUGCCAUUGGAAUGGGCCUUAACCUGAGUAUAAAGCGUAUCAUCUUCAACAGUCUGGUGAAGCCUAAUGUCAAUGAGAAGGGGGAGAAACGGAUGGAGACCAUCAGCACAUCACAGGCUCUGCAGAUAGCCGGCCGUGCAGGGAGGUUCUCCUCCAAGUUUUCAGAGGGAGAAGUUACCACCAUGUACAGAGAUGAUGUGCCUAUCCUAAAGGAAAUACUCAGCCAACCGGUAGACCCCAUAGAGACUGCAGGUCUCCAUCCCACAGCAGAGCAGAUCGAGAUGUUUGCCUAUCAUCUACCUGAUGCUACACUAUCCAACCUUGUUGACAUAUUUGUCAGCCUCUCUCAGGUGGAUGGUCUGUAUUUCGUCUGCAACAUUGACGACUUCAAGUUUCUGGCUGAUAUGAUUCAGCAUAUCCCGCUCAACCUGAGGUCCCGCUACGUCUUCUGCACGGCUCCCAUCAACAAGAAACAAACUUUUGUAUGCACCUCCUUCUUGAAGUUUGCGCGUCAGUUUAGUCGAGAUGAACCCCUGACCUUUGACUGGGUCUGUCGCCAUGUCAGCUGGCCUCUCGCUCAACCUAAAGACAUUAAAAACCUGAUUCACUUGGAAGCUGUUCAUGAUGUGUUGGAUCUUUACCUCUGGUUAAGCUACCGUUUCAUGGACAUGUUUCCAGACACCAAAUUGGUUCGGGAAAUCCAGCAGGAGCUUGAUGAUAUCAUCCAACAGGGCGUGAGAAGUAUCACUCGUCUCAUCAGAGCCACAAACCAAAGCAUAACGAACCCACUACAGACACAGAACAGCAAGCCUGGACAAACAAGUGAUAACAGUAAUAAAACUGCUGAUCGUAAUUCUCCGACACACCCCAGAGCUAAGAGGGGACCGAGCGGAGACAACACUCUAGCCAGUCGCCUUGUAAGAGAAGGACUGUUGACUCCUGGUUUGCUCCAGCAGCUGCAGAGGGAGUGGUCCAAGCAGGAGUUAAUCAAUCAGUAUGCACUCGAUACAGAACAUCACGAUAGUAACAACAAAGGGAAAAAGAAAUGAAGAGGAAGACCUUUGCGUCUUGAUGGUUGCACAAAGUCUAUGCUGUUUCCAUGGAGAUCAAUAACCGAUAAAAGCCUUGGAUAAUAUCUGGUGUUUUGAAAUGGGAUCAUGAUUUUGGUGAGUUGAAGGGGAUCUGUGAUCAUUUUCUAGCCAUGGAUGGAUCAUAAAAAGAUUUUAGCUUGAGCUGUAAAACACCUAAAUGUCGUUUGGAAACGAGCAGUGUUUUAUUUUCUAUUCUAAGAUUUGCACCAUAAUACAGUGACAUUAAGGUUGGCAUGUAAUCUAACAAUUUUGACUGUGCUAAAAUUUCACAUUAUAUUUUUUCUUCCAAUCCACAAAUAUACUAAUACUAAUAACGGAAAUUAGAAAUUAUCGCCGGUUCCGGAUCUUGUGAGCUACUGUCUACGUUCUUGGACCCUCUGAAGUAUUGGGUACCUGGUGGAAGAUUCUCCCUUUUCAGUGGAAGAAGAAAAAAACUCACAGAAUCACAUUGGGAACUAAUUUUAAAAAGUCAAAUUGGACCAACACCAAACUUGGCUGAUCCGACUUGGAUUGGAUUUACAAGAAAUAGACCCAUUGUCUUGGAUCGUUUUGGGAGAUGCUGUGUCCCACGUCAGAGUUACUACUGGCCCACAGUUCAAACUGGCAAGAAACAUUUUUAACCACAAGAAUGUUUCAGUGAAAGUCACAGUCAUAAAUGGACAGUCAUUUUGGAAGCAAGUAGUUGGAAAUAGAGUAAACUGUACUGCACAAUUAUUAUGCAAGUGUGGAAUUGGUUUACCUUGCUCAUUAUGUGCAGAACUUAAGAACAGCACAAGAGUAUAUAUCAAACUUAUUUUGUGGAAAACCUGAAUCAUUGAUUUACCUUGUUAGUUUUUAUACAGAUGAGAUACCAUAUUUUUUCUUGUUUGUAUAUUUGCGUUGCUGACAUUAGUCAAUUAAAAAACAUCUAUUGUUUUAAUGGUUCUACAUUUUAUAUGCUGAAGGGAAAAGUCUGUAAUAUGAUGGUUCAUCAAUGUCAAUGAUUCGGUCAAAACUAUUGCUAUAUACUGUAAAAUGUAUGUACCGAUUAUAACCAAACUGCAAGUAUACAGAAGUAAAGAUAAGUUCAUGUAAUAUGGGAA